Messenger RNA from Triticum dicoccoides, 3991 nucleotides. RefSeq names its product disease resistance protein PIK6-NP-like. The transcript has a single exon. Gene Ontology annotation, molecular function: ADP binding. Gene Ontology annotation, biological process: defense response to other organism. Lineage: Eukaryota; Viridiplantae; Streptophyta; Magnoliopsida; Poales; Poaceae. The record is from RefSeq and is a predicted model, not a curated record. The coding region runs from base 1035 to 3602 and encodes 855 amino acids.
CAGAGAUGAUAGUGGAGGAAUAAUAGUGUGCUUAUAAGUUAUAACACUUACUAGUAGUAAAUAAGUAUUCGAAUUUGAAUGUACUAUAUGGGAGACUUAGUUGAAGUACCACAUGCUAUAGUUACUUAUCAAAACGGUGUUAUGUCAACUAAUAUUGCAGUCUAUAGAGCACCAUCAUAUAAAAUGAUAAAUAGCUGCACCAUUGUUUUUAAGGCGUCCUGCCUAGGUGAUAAGGUGCCCUGGCAGCGCCUUGCAAAUAUGCCUGCCUUAGGCGCUUAGAGCGGGUGGUGCUCGCCUUAGGUGGCCUUACUGCCUUAGAAACAAUGAGCUGGACUCUAGUGCAUCUUCACUCUUCUCUUUAUCAGGAUGCCAAAUAUGAUUUCAGCUUGUUUUUUGUUGGUGGGAGUGCAGAUAGUGUUGCUAUGUGUCCUUAGUGCUCCUUCUGCUGCCUUUUUGUUUUGUUUUGUUUUCGAAGCUAUGCUCCUUGUGCUGCCUGGAAUGUACUUAUGCGUAUUGAUUUCCCGGCGGCUGUGCUCGUGGCCGGCCAUCGAAGGUGAUUUAGCUGGGCUGUGCUGGACUUGGAAUGCUGCUGCCUGCUGCAUUAGUGCAGGUUGCUGAUCCACCCGAUGAUGUUUUGGCGUUGCAGUGAUAGCUGACAUGUCUCAGUUGUUCCUUUGUUGAGGUCGAAAUAAUCAGAGAGCAAGCCACACACUUAACUUGAGGGCCCACUUGGCGAUUGAGGGCAGCGAAACCACACAUGGAUCGGCGAUAUCUUCAGCUCUCCUGACAGCUACACAGCGGCGGCAGAGGCCCUGAGAGCUCUUGGCAUCCACCAGGACUAAGGCUUCAGAGAACUACUGGCAGUGACAUUUGCUUUCCGAUGUGUUGGCGGCAGAUUCUGGGGAAGAAACACCAACGGGGACCAAGUUCUAGCGACAUGGACCUAACAGAAACAGAUGAUUAAGUCUAGUGUGUAGUACUAUGUUGAUUAUUUCUGGUUGGUCGCUGGCAGCUGAGUAAAUGGUACGUACACUAUGCUGGCCGUCCCUUGUCGGUUCGAAAUGGAAAAGCGAACAACUUUUUACCGUGAUCUGGUACAGAAGUGUCCAAUGAGCUUUCGGCAGCAUUCAUUUCGGAUCUACCCAACCUAUGCUGGAGUAGUUUUUAUUAACCCAUUCUGUCGCCUUGUUCAUCCAGCAUUCCACUCACUUCCACUGCCGCUGCGUGUUCACUCCCUUGGCUUGCCCACUACAUUCUCCACCGAAAAGAAGAGCACAUCGAGCAGGAAGAUGGAUGCCCAGGGCGCGAUCGACUCGUUCCUGGGCCGCCUCACCACCGUCCUUGUCAGCGAGGCGCAGCUGCUGGGCGGCCUCCGCGGCGACGUCGAGUUCAUCAGCGACGAGAUGGAAAGCAUGAACGGCCUGCUCAUGCACCUUGCCGAGUCCCACAACUGCGACAACCAGGUCCGGGCGUGGAUGAAGCAAGUGGCUGGCCUCAGCCGCGACUGCGAGGGCAACGUCGAGCUGUACAUCCAGUACGUCGGAGGUGCUGGUCCCGGCGCCAGAAAGGGCGUCCUGGGCUCCUUGCUUCGGAUGCUUCGCUUUGUGCGGACCAUGUCCGCCCGCCACCGUAUCGCGACGCGGAUCCGGGAGCUCAAGGUCCGGGCCCGUGACGUUGGCGACAGGCGGGAGAGGUAUGGCGUCACUGUCCCGCCGGCACCAUCUCGCACCAUCCCCGAUGCUCCGGCUCUGCAGCCGGGCGGACCUGAGGAGGAGGAGGAUCUGCGAAGACGUGAGUUGCUCUGUGGUGAACCACCGGACACUAGAGAGGAGGACAUCAACAAGGUCAUUGAGUGUCUCCCCCAAGAGAACUUGAUCUGUAUUGAAGGAGAGGGUAGCGUGGGGAAGACAGAUAUCGCACGGAAGGUGUUCAAUCACCCUUCCGUGGUGACAAAUAUCCGCCACAGGGUUUGGGUCAACAAUGGAGGGCUGAACAGAGAAUAUCACGAGGUACGUAAGGAGAAACUAGAACAACUACAACACAAGAUGAAGAGCUUGAGGGAAAUUGGCAAGCACUCAAGAAUUUCUGAGUAUAUGUCAGAUGGAAACGUUCUAAUCGUUCUUGAUGGUGUCAAUGACCAACCAAAGGACUACAGUUCCCUAAGUUGUUCUGAACUCGAAGCAUUUACAUACAAUGCAGUACCUCUGAGUGUUCAUCUUUCCGCUGGAUUAUACAGUGACUUUCGUCGGAGAGAUGUUUAUGUAAUAAUGACCGGAAAUCACUUUUAUAAUGACCACAUACGCACAGGAUAUUAUGCUAAAAAGUUCCGGUGUGAAACUCGUCCGAAUUUUUUCAGAAACAGAGCAUUGGGCCUUGCCAAGUGUGAAGGUGCUGUAUUGGCAGUUUUAACCAAGUGCUACCACAGCACCCUUGCAGCGCACCUGUUCCUUUGUCUACUGUAUGUCAAUCCUCGCAGGGCUACGGCGGAACUGGAAACCUUAUGCCGUGUCCUAGAGGAGAGCAGAAACAAUACUGAUAAGACGAUACUUAUGGUCUGCUACAACGAGCUCCCUGGUCAUCACAAGAGCUGCUUGAUGUACCUAUCAAUCUUUCCUCAAGGACACAUAAUCAUGAAAGCUGAUCUGCUGAGGAGAUGGGUCUCUGAAGGACUGAUAACCAAAAGAAGCGUUGGGACGAGCACGCUGCAUGAUCAGGCCGAGCGCAUCUCCGACUCACUGGUCACUCGAGGCUUUAUAUGUCCUGGAGAAAUCAGCUCUGCAGGCAAGAUUAAGAGCUUUACAUUGAAUUCCAUUGUUCAUGAUUUCAUCGUUACAGAUGUAGGCUUCGUGGAUACAUCAUCACGGCCUGAGCUAGCUCACCGCUUCUCCAUCAACAGUGGGGUAGCAAUACAGGAAGAAUCUCUUUCUGAGUCUGAUUCCGAUCCAUCCGGCCAUGGCAUCUUAACUACAAUUGAGUCUCUGGCCGAAUCUGGUCAAUGGCAGUUUCUGAAGGUGCUGGAUCUUCGAGGCUGCAAAGGGUUGAAGAAGAAGCAUCUAAACAGUAUUUGCAAGAUACUGCUGCUCAAGUAUUUGAGCCUCAGGAAUACAGAUGUCGCUGAACUGCCGAAGGACAUUGAGAAGUUGCAGUGCCUGCAGACAUUGGAUAUCCGGCAGACGGCGGUAUGGGUACUUGCCACAAAAUCUGUUGUGCUUCCAAUGCUAAAGCAUCUGCUUGCUGGGAAGAGAGACUCUCCGACUCGAAGCAACGACUCUGAUACUGAUAGGUUCGAAGAGUCGUUUGCGGUGGUGCGCCUUCCCAGGAGCAUCCGAAGAAUGGAAAAACUUGAGGUGCUCUCCCAUGUUGAAGUUGCCCAUAGUGACGAUCUGACUGACGUCGGCAAGCUGCUACGUCUCAGAAAGCUUGGGGUGAUUCUCCAGGGUAAGAAAGAAGAACUGGAACUUCUGUUCCAGCAGGUUGAAAAAUUGUAUGGUUGCCUCCGCUCCCUGUCAAUCCAGAUGGACCAGCAGACGAAAAGCCAGAGUGGUAAGAUCGGCCUCACCUUGGAUUGCUCAGACAAGGGGCCUCCCAUUGAUUCCCACUAGAGAAACUACAGCAGCACAUGUUGUUUGAAACAAGUUAACGCGAGACAAUCUGCACAAAAGGAACAGGGUGGCACAGCACAGCUCGAGCUGAGCUCUGAGUGUGAAACUGUUUUCUGGGUGUCCAAUGCCGCUGGCCACGGCGUCAACGGCGGAGAUGGACCGAGUUUGAGUUUCCGACGGCACGGCCGCGACGGCGCCGGCGGCUGAAGCAGAGAAUAGGAGGACUCGUGGCUUCAGCGGUUGACCGGCCUAUGCUGAGUUCUUUUUCUUUUAUGUUUUUUUUAGCGGUUGACCGGCUGUUCCCGGGCCGCAUUAACGAGAAGGCUUUCGUCGAGGUGAGAAAUGGGAGCGAUGUCCAGAAGCCCAGCUCAGGCCAGAAAAAUAUAAAU